AAUUGAAACCAACCAUAAGCUCUUUUUAUCUCCGCUCUAAAGGUAGCCCCGAUUAUUGCUGACUUAAGCAUCGGAGUGUCUACCCCGAGUUCCACCUCGGGGCUUUGCAGGUCUUCCCGGAGUACAAGUGCGGACUGAAGAAGUUUGGUGCAAUUACAUUGGCGCCGUCUAUGGGAAUCGAACUGAAAGCUUUCUAGUUGCUCUUCCAUCAUGGUUCACACUCGAUCAAUCCGAGUUGGUAACUCAUCUCUGCCUCUUGGGCAAGGUCAACCCUCUAACAACCUUCCACCUCUGAUCCCCCCUCAAAUCCCAACUCCACUUCCACCUCAGGUCCCAAUUGUGUUCCCUCCUGUUGAUCAUGUAGAAGGAGGAGAUGAAAACCAACCUCAUGCCUCAGCUCACAAUUCAACUUCCACUACCAACCAAGACGUAGUGACAGCUCAACUUGCUGCCAUCGAAUCUCAGGGUCAAUCCCACAUAGCACCUGCUCAACAACCCAUCCCUGAUGAUGUUACUCGCCGCCUCGAUAGCUUGGAAAAGCUAGUGGCUGAACACCGAGGUGCUCCACCACCACACCAUGCUGCUGAUUCUAUACCUCACCCUCUGAAUACCAACAUUACACUGGAACCCUAUCCUGCUGGUUUCAAAAUACCACAACUGGAGACUUAUGACAGGACGAAGGAUCCCGAUGAUCAUUUGCAUGCUUUUUACUCUUGCAUGCAAGCUCAGAAUGCCUCUAACGCGUUGAUGUGCAAGAUCUUCCCCUCUACUCUCCGAGGUAAUGCCCGAACUUGGUAUUACAGUUUACCUCCGAGGUCAAUUAGCUCUUAUACAGAAAUGGCAUCUGCCUUUGCUACUAAGUUUUCCAGUAGAAGGUUGAUUAGGAAAACUACUUCUGAGCUGAUGCGAGUUAAACAGAGAGAUGGAGAAUCUCUGAAGAACUAUAUGAGCAGGUUCAAUGAUGCAGUUUUAGAGGUUAGUUCCUUUGAUCAAGCUGUGGGAAUUGUAGCCGUGAUUUCUGGUGUCAAGCAUGAUAGGUUCAAAGACAGUUUAAUCAAACAUGCUGCCACCACCUUUAGCGAGGUGAAUGAUAGGUCUCUCAAAUUUAUAAUUGCUGAGGAAUACGCCCUGGCACAGAACCCACCUUCCUCUAAGAACCAGAACCCAGAUUGGAGAGAUGACAACUCAAGCAGGAAAAGGAUGAGGAUGGCGCAGAACCGAGGUCCGAUGUUGACCUCCCCAACGAGAGUCAGAAAGCCGAACUCAACACCCCAACGAGAUCAAGGCCAUACUACAGAGCAGUGUAACAGUUUAAGGUCCGAACUCGAAAGUUUAACUCAGAAAGGAAUGCUGAAUGAACAAGGUGUGGAAUAUCAACAAGCCCCACCUCCGCUCCCACCACCAGCUAGAAUCAUACACAUGAUUACGGGAGGCCUUGAAGCAGGGGGGCUGAGCUCUAAACAGCGAAAGCUGUAUGUCAGAGAGGUUAAGCAUCAGAAUCGAGCUCAGAAGCGGAAGAUUGACGAUGCUGAGUGGAAAACUCAACCCAUUACUUUCACAUCUGCUGAUCUUGAUACAGUUCGUGUCCUUGUUGAUACCGGAAGUGCACCAGAUAUCAUGUACUUCCAUUGUUUCGAGAGUCUUGGACUGGAUCCAGCGUUGUUGCAGAAAUAUGAUGGUCCUAUUUAUGGCUUCAACAACCAACCUGUUCCGGUGGAAGGAGUUCUUACCCUUCAUGUGGCUUUUGGGAGUGGCCGAACCUAUGUAACCCCUUCAGUCCGGUUCCUCGUAGUCAAAAUGGCGUCUUCUUUCAACAUUGUUAUUGGCCGACCCACACUGACUGAAAUCCGAGCUGUGGUUUCCCAGUCUCACCUCUAUAUGAAGUUCCCAACUCCUAUGGGAAUAGCAACACUGCGAGGAAACCAGGAGGUGGCCAGACAUUGUUAUAUCACCUCAGUAACACAACCAACGAAGGGCAAAGAUCAGACACCCGAGGCCAUUCCCCAGCGAAUUCCUGAUAAUCAGCAAGUUAUGGGUGUAGAGAUCGUCGAUAAUCGACCGGACGAUGAAACCAGGGCUGCUCCGGUCGAAGAUGUUGAAGAAGUGCUCAUUGAUGACAGAGAUCAGAGCCGAAAGACGCAAAUCGGAACUAGAUUGAACCCGAAAGAGAGAGCAGAGCUGAUAGCUUUUCUCCGAGCUAACAAUGAUGUAUUUGCAUGGACUUCGGCAGAUAUGCCAGGAAUUCCAAAAUCAGUGUCUCAACAUAAGCUUGGCACCAACCCAUUGAAGAAACCAGUGGCCCAAAAGUGGCGUCUCUUCAGGGGAGAGAGACUUCAGGCUAUUAAAGAGGAGGUAAAGAAACUUCUACAAGCUGGUUUCGUCAGGAAAGUUGAUUACUGCGAAUGGGUGGCUAACCCAGUCCUGGAUUGCUAUCCGAUGCCGAGCAUUGACAGAUUAGUUGAAGCGGCUUCAGGCAAUGAGAGGUUAAGCCUCUUGGAUGCAUAUUCUGGGUAUCACCAGGUGCCGAUGGCUCCUGAAGAUGAAGAGAAAACCUCAUUCUAUAAAAUGGUGACCAUCGUCUUCCGAGCUCAAAUCGGCAAGAAUCUGGAGGUGUAUGUUGAUGACAUCGUAGUAAGGAGCCGGAAAGCAGAAGACCAUCUAGCCGAUCUCAAUGAAACCUUCAACAACCUCAGAAAGAACAGAAUGCGGUUGAACCCAGCCAAAUGUAUUUUUGACGUGGAGUCUGGAAAGUUUCUGGGUUUCAUGGUGUCCCGAAGAGGGAUUGAGGUUAAUCUAGAAAAAAUUAGAGCAAUUGCUGAGAUGGAACCACCGAAAUCAGUAAAAGAUAUACAGAGGUUGACUGGAAGAGUGGCAGCCCUUCAUCGAUUCAUAUCGAAGUCAGCAGAUAAUCAGGAGUGCCAGGCUGCAUUCGACGAGCUGAAGUCUUAUCUUAGCUCACCACCUCUACUGACUAAGGCUGUCGAUGGAGAGAUUCUUUACUUGUACCUGGGGAUUUCAGAUGAGGCCAUUAGUUCAGUUCUGUUGAGAGAAGAAGCCAAACAACAGAAACCAAUAUAUUAUAUCAGCAGUGUAUUACACGGAGCAGAGCUGAGAUAUCAUAUAGCGGAGAAAGCAGCACUAGCAGUUGUCACUUCGGCAAGGAAAUUGAGGCCAUAUUUCCAGUCACACCCAAUCAUCCAGAGAUCCGCAAUCCGAGCUCAAGCACUAGCAGAUUUCAUUGUUGAAUGCACCCCAUGUCCUUCAACCUCUACUCCAGAGCCCAACGACUGGACCUUAUAUGUUGACAGAGCAUCUAGUAGCAAGGGUUCAGGGGCUGGCGCUCUAUUGAUUGGUCUAGAAGGAUACCGAAGCAAACAUGCCCUGAAGUUCAACUUUGAUGCGACAAAUAAUAUGGCUGAGUAUGAAGCUCUGCUACUUGGUCUACAGCUAGCAUUGGAGUUGAAAAUCAGUACAAUUCAAGUAUACAGUGACUCCCAGUCGGUGGUAAACCAAAUUAACUCAAUUUGUGAAGUUGUUGAUCCCGUAAUGGUGAAGUAUGUAGCCCUGGUGGCCGAGCUGAAGUGCAGAUUUCAGAAAUUCUGUCUGAGUAAAAUCCCCCAAGCUGAGAAUGAACAGUGUUUAAACCCCUAUGAAGCUGAAUAUGCACUUCGAGAGGUGCAUGAAGGUGUCUGUGGGAGCCAUGUCGGUGCUAGGACUCUGGCUCACAAAGUCUUAAGGCAAGGAUAUUACUGGCCAAACAUGCAUAAAGAUGCCACUUACUUUGUUCAGAAAUGCCCGAAAUGUCAAUUCUUCGCACAUCUGACUCACCAACCAGCAGAGGAACUCACGAACAUGGUAGCACUGUGGCCAUUUGCUCAGUGGGGAUUGCAUCUUUUAGGCCCAUUCGUGAAAGGGGUUGGUGGUGUAACCCAUCUGGUUGUUGGUGUGGAUUAUUUCACAAAGUGGGUAGAAGCUCGGCCUUUAUCUAGUCUUACCUCUAAGAAGGUCGAAGAUUUUGUUUUCAGCUCGAUCAUCUACAGAUAUGGGAUCCCGAAUCAAAUUGUGGCUGAUAAUGGAACUCAAUUCAAUUGCUCCUCAUUCCGAGAUUUCUGUUCCAGUUAUGGGAUUAAGUUACAGUUCACCUCCGUUUACCAUCCGGAGUCCAAUGGCAUGGUUGAAUCUGUUAACAAAUGCAUUUUAGAAGGUAUAAAGCUGAAAUUGGAACAGCAUAAGGCCAAGUGGGCAGACGAGCUCAACAACGUCCUCUGGGCAUACAGAACCACAAGCCGAACUACCACAGGUGAAACACCCUACCAUUUGGCCUUUGGUACCGAAGCAGUCAUUCCUGUUGAAAUAGGAGUCCCAAGCCUCCGGGUUACCCAUUUCGAUGAAGGACGAAAUGGACAACUGCUUUGGGAAAACCUUGAUCUGCUUGCUGACGUCAGAGAAGAAGCUUGGCUUCGAACUCUUGUAUACAAGCAGAAACUAGCCAACUUCUACAAUAAACGGGUCCGCCCUCGAACAUUCAAAGUAGGAGACCUAGUUCUCAGAAAAGCUGGUCUAACGGGACGCUGAA
Messenger RNA from Rubroshorea leprosula, 4576 nucleotides. The record is from the annotation of a GenBank genome assembly. Lineage: Eukaryota; Viridiplantae; Streptophyta; Magnoliopsida; Malvales; Dipterocarpaceae.